AUACGCUUGCCUUGGCAGCUUGGCAGACUCGACUCGACUGAGAAUCGACUGGACACAUUCAUCCAGAUCUUGGCACGGGUACGCUGGCUACAUGAGAGGGUUGGUGGCCGCGAGACGAUUGUAUCAUAGUUUCAAAACCACCACACCACACCACCACCACCACCACCACCACCAUGAUUCAAAUAUUGCCUAAACUGUUUAGAAAAAGGUUGAAACGAAAUAGCUCCAGCACCAUGCUCCACACUUCAACAGCGACCACCACAACAGAACUCGAGACUUGGAGUUUAUCAGAGAACCGAAACAGAGACAAACGCCAGACUACAUGUACCGCGCCGCAUCACAGUGGAUGAUACCACACAAAGUCUAGCAACAUCAGAUGGCCACAAUUCUCCUGUCACCACUACACUGCAAGAGAACAUUGGAUUCCUGACAGUGGCUGCUGGACUGUGCUUGUUUGUGGCUUGGAUUCAUGGUCUUUGCUUGUGUAUAUUCUUUUGGAUCUGAUGUAUCUUUGUCUUUGCUGGGAAUACCCUGGAAAUUUUCUGAGAGUUGGCUAUGAGGGGGGGCUGAAACGGGCUGCUUUGGCUUCCAUGUGGUGGGUGUAACGAUUGUAGUUGUUCUUCCAUUGCAUUCAUAAACGCCACGGUUUUGCUUCCAGAUGGCCGUCAUACCCAUGUUGUUCCAUCCACCUACCCUGCAACAAUCCUUGGUGCGGUCACAGAUACUAGCUAGUAGAUGACGUCGCACCGAGCUAGCUAGAGCUGGGUCUUGCCUUUUCAUGGACUCAACGAUUGACUCGACUGACCCAACUCGACCCGACUGGACAGCAACUAACUAACUGGAAAUAGCCAGCUUCGCAUGCAACCCAGACAGAUCUUCCCGGUAGCUGCAAGACAAUAUUGUAUCAUACACAUGUAGUUUCAAAAUCAUCACAACCACCACCAUGACUCGCCCUCGAAGAAUAUUACCCAAACUUUUGAGAAGAAUGUUGAAACGAAACGGAUCCAGCACCAGGACCGGCACUUCAACAGCAACCACCACAGGGGAACUCGAGUCUUCGAGCUUUUCUUCUAUGCAUAACAGCAGCAUACGGGUGCACCAGAGAACCAAACCAGAGACAAACAUCAGACUACCCGUACCAAGCCACACUACAGUGGACACCACACAAACAAGUCCAGCAGCAACAUCAGACAACUCUAUCACCACUACGCUGGAAGAGAACAUUGGAUUCCUGGCGGUGGCUGUUGGAGUGUGCUUGUUUGAGUCUUGGAUCCAUGGCAUUCACUUGUGGUAUUAUGCACCAAUUGCAAUGUUGAUAGUUCCGCCCCUCUUUCCCGUCUUACUUCUACCCAUGGGGCGCAAUAUAAGUGCCACCAUCACUGCUUCCGUGCAUCUGUCCCUCUUGGCUCUGUUGUCCAUGAUGAUUUUCCCUUUUCUCGGCAUGGUCUUUUGGCUUGGCUUUAUCAUUGUCUCUACUGGGCACAAGCUGGAAAGUUUGCUGGCAGUUGCCCAGAAUGGCUAUCAGGGGCUGAAACGGGCUGCUAGUGGCAUAACAGCGCAAGCUCGGGAUCCACUCGAGGAGCAGCUGCAACAGUAACUUAAUUACAAGUAAAAAGAAUUACAUUCC
Messenger RNA from Seminavis robusta, 1627 nucleotides. The record is from the annotation of a GenBank genome assembly. Lineage: Eukaryota; Bacillariophyta; Bacillariophyceae; Naviculales; Naviculaceae.